CUAAUAACCUGCACACAUUACCCACUGCUCACUGCUUUCACACUCUAUUCCCAUGCACCUGCUAAUAACCUGCACACAUUACCCACUGCUCACAGCUUGUACACAUGCUUUCACACACUGCUCACUGCUAGCUUUCUGCAAACAAUUUGCUUGUACACUGCUCACCACUACUUUACUACAAUUUUCACAAACAAAGUAGUCACAGCUUUUAACUCACACUCACUUCUCACUUGCACUUACUUAUGGGUAACCUAUAGCUAACUUACAGAUAGCAACUUAAACAUACAUCUUACUGUUCACAACUAGCCUAUUGAUAAUACAUUGCACUUGCUUUGCUCCCCACAUUCAUACACUAUUUGCAUGUAAUAAUUUGCACGUACAAUAUUCACUAUUAACACACACACUGCUCACAUCUAACCAUGCACCUACUUGCACACAACAUUCACUUAUUGCACACACUUAAAGAUAAACUACUCACUACUUACACACUUAUACACUCACCCAUAGCUUACAUGAGCACUGCUCACAAGUAACUGGCAAAUACUUCUCACUGCUUUUAUACACUCUGCUCACACAAUACUCAAAGGGAGCCUACUCACAACCUACACAUUCAGACUUCCACACUUGUCAUAGGUGAUCUAUUGCUAAUCACUUACAUGCACACUGCAUGGGAAUGAUUUUGGACAGGGAUGCAUAUAAAAGAAUCCAAAAUCUUAGGAGUCAGAACUAGAACUUUAGGAGACCUGGCUUCUGGAAUAUGCCAAGCCCUGCACAAAUUACAGCACGUGAGCAUGAGUCCUGACACCAAGGAUGAAACCCCCACUGCUAUUAGUACCAUAUCCACAGCACCCACCUACACACAUGACAAGAUAAGUCUGGGACAAUCAUCUCUCAUAUCUGAUGGACCCCCUGAAGUGUGGAAGAAGGGAGGCCGCCUCCUGUCUGCACUGCUUGCACUAAAUGUGCUGCUGUUGGCAUGUGCACUGGUGAGCAGUGGGGCUUUUAGUGAUGUGAAUGUGGCAGAGAGAGAGGUUCUGUCCUUCCUCAGUGUCCUAAUGGGUCUCAGCGGAUGCUGGAUGGUACUCUACCUCUUGUGGACUUACAGACACCCAGACCUCAAGGACUCACAUGCUGGACCAAUAUGGCUGAGAGUGGGCCUUGCACUGUUUGGUGUAUGUACUCUUGUUUUGGAUGUUCUAAAGAUUGGAAAGACUGUCAAUCUGGGCAGCUGUGCAUCCCCCCUCAGUAUAGUCCACCCUGUAAUUCAGUGCGUAUUUGUGGUAAUACAGACAUAUUUUCUAUGGGUCUCCUGUCAGAACUGUGUGCAGAUACAUAUUAAUCUCACAAGAUGUGGUCUUAUGCUGACCCUCAGCACUAACCUGGCUAUUUGGAUGGCUGCUGUGACAGAGGAGUCCAACCACCAGACACAUUUAUUAAACGAAGACCACAUUAGCAACAAAAGUCAGCAAGCGAGAGCUGGUGGCUCCGAUGGCUGUAAAUGUACCACUGACUUGUGUAAAAUCAUGGAGACUGGCUAUUACUACCUGUACCCCUUUAAUAUUGAGUACAGUCUUUUUGCCACAACAAUGGCCUAUGUGAUGUGGAAGAAUGUGGGGCGUAUAAUAAAUCAGCACUCCCACCACACACACCAUACCUUUAAAGUACGCAGUCUGUUUGUUGGAAUAGUCUUCGGGAUUGGAGUGCUCCUGGCUGGACUUGGUGUCUUUAUUGUCUAUGAAGUUGAAAUGAAUGCAAAAACAGGUUUUCCAAAAGCUCUCAAUAUGUUCUACAUAUUUAAUAUUGUGGCUCUCAGUCUCAUGUCCUUGUGCUCUAUAGCUGGUUCCAUCAUCUAUAGAUUUGACAAGAGGGACAUGGAUAACCAUAAGAACCCCACUCGCACUCUGGAUGUUGGUUUACUAGUUGGUGCUGCAUUGGGUCAGUACUUCAUCUCUUUUUAUUCUAUAGUAGCCGUAGUGGCCAAAACACCUAGUGAUUUGCACAAUGCUUUAAACUUGGUUUACUCGCUACUUAUGCUUGUGCAGCACACAGUCCAAAACAUUUUCAUCAUUGAGGGUUUGCACCGGCAACCUCUACAUGAUGGUCCUUCAAUGAGACAUGAGAAAGAUUUGUACAACAAUGUUUUCAUUAAUCAUGAUGCUGCCACAUCCCAUAUCAACCAUUCUGGAACUGACCAGGUGAUGGAAAUAGACUCAAACCAUCAGGGAAUUCCAGCCCAUAUAAUUUCAAGUGAUUCAGGUGCUAACUGGAAGAGGAGUAGCCUAAGAGAGAUCUCACAGUUCCUGCUUUUCUCAAACAUAAUAUUCUGGAUCAUGCCAGCAUUUGGUGCCCGUCCAGAGUUCGAUAACCCCUUGGGGGUAAAUUUCUAUGGUCCAACCAUAUGGACAGCCAUCGUCAACAUAGGCCUCCCGUUUGGGAUCUUCUACAGGAUGCACGCGGUCGCCAGCCUUGUGGAGGUCUAUCUUAUGUCCUAACACAGUAACAUUAUAAUGGCAGCAAAAUAAAUAAUAAAACAUAAGUAUAAGGUGAGAUUAUAUCAAUGAGACAUUGUACAAAAUGGGUAUAGAUACAUUUAGGGCAUUAAAUACUAAUCUCAAGAAAAAGUUGAACAAAGCAAUUCAAAAUGGACCAAAAGCAAAGUGUACCUCAUUUUCACAGCUUUCAAAUUUUACAUUUCAUUCUUGAGAAAGAUAAAGGGGCUGGAGAUAAUCUUGGAUGCUGUGUCACCAUAAACACCUGUGCAAGACGAGAACUCACUUUAUCAUGUGUUUAAUAGUGGGAUUCAUAAACAUCUAUCACAUUCAAGAUCAAUAAAAAAUGACACACACAAGAAUUAGAGUAAGCAUUAUUUGUAUUACUUUUUUAUCUGUUAUAUUUGUAAUAUGAUUGUGAUUCAAUGUUCAGUUCUCACAUUUUCCUGCAAUGUUCUGCCUUCUCUGUGCGAAACUACUUGAGUCUUAAAGCCGCACCGCGUGUUUGCAGCUCUGUGGGUGAGCUUGAUGCAUGAAUUGAAGCAUUUGAUGAUGCGCAUAUGACAUAACUGCCGUGCAAUAUUGUAACAUGCGUUGCAACAUGGAGGCUAUCUGUUUGAUCUAUAAGAGAGGGUUUA
Bombina bombina (fire-bellied toad) is the source of this 3127-nucleotide messenger RNA. RefSeq names its product proton channel OTOP2. Gene Ontology annotation, biological process: proton transmembrane transport. Gene Ontology annotation, cellular component: membrane. Lineage: Eukaryota; Metazoa; Chordata; Amphibia; Anura; Bombinatoridae. The record is from RefSeq and is a predicted model, not a curated record. The coding region runs from base 690 to 2492 and encodes 600 amino acids. The transcript is spliced from 7 exons. Gene Ontology annotation, molecular function: proton channel activity.